AUUAGAAUCCACCUUUAAUUCUUAGAUAAAUCACACAGCUCAGAUUACCAGUGCGGUCACUCAGGGCUCUGCUGCACAUGCCUUAAAAACUUGGUGCUUACGUCACUUCCUGCGUUUGGCGCGUCGCUAGUUUGCGGAAGCAAGAGAUAGAGGAACAGUAAUGAGUAACGAAGAUAGCAACCCUGCAGCCACCCCCACCCCCUGUACUGACAUACAUGGUGAUGGACGAUGGAUGUCACUGCACAAUCGAUUUGUGUCAGACAGUAAAGGGAAGGAACCAGAUGUGCUCUUUGUUGGAGACUCACUUAUCCAACUGAUGCAUGAGUUUGAGGUGUGGAGAAAGUUGUUCUCCCCACUCCAUUCUCUAAAUUUUGGGAUUGGUGGAGAUGCAACACAGCAUGUCCUAUGGAGGCUUGUUAAUGGAGAACUGGACCACAUCUGCCCCAAGGUGGUUGUGUUGUGGGUGGGAACUAAUAAUCAUGGCCACACCCCCGAGCAGAUCUGUGGAGGAAUCAUGGCAAUUGUUAACGUUGUCCAUGAGCAAUUGCCUCAAACUCAUGUUCUUGUACUGGGUGUUUUGCCGAGAGGGAAGAGCCCAAACCCACUGCGGGAACGUAAUGCGCAAGUGAAUGCCCUGGUGCAGGCUGAAUUGGCAUCUCUCUCCUAUGGUUCCUUUCUGGACGUCGAUCCUGGAUUCAUCCAAACCGAUGACUCCAUCUCACACCAAGACCUAUAUGACUAUCUCCAUCUCACAGCACAGGCCUAUCAAAAAGUGUGUCAGCCGAUACACACACAGAUUAAAGCUCUGCUAGAAAUGCAUGCACCCUGAGUGCAUAAAAACAAAUGAAGCUUCAUACACUAUUGUAUACGUGUAUCCUACACACAGAAACAACAUCAACAACAAAAAAAACAUAAUACUGUUACAGACAAAUAUGUCACAAAUUACACUAGAUAUAGUACACUAAUAAGACCUGUACAAACUGUUUUACACAGACCACUCCAUGCCAUUUCAUUAAUUGGUUUAUCAGUUAAUGCAUUACACAACUAAUCAUUGUAUUCAUUAUUAGGGUCACGCUUAAACUACCAUGACAAAAGCAGCCAAUUUAUUUUUGUUCUACCCAAGCAAAAUUAUUUUUAAGGAAACAAUAUUAGUUAAGGUAUUUGGGAAAUUUAUAAACACGGCAGAGUUAACAAGAAGCAGUGGUUUGUGGUUUAGCCAAGUAAGAUUUAAGUAAAAGCUUCAUGAAUAAAUAACUUUUCAGUUUAGGAGCUUAGAAAAUAGGUAAAUAGAUUGGAGAAGCGUUGACGAGGCAGAGGUUUUAAAUACACAUAAAUUGAACUUUUUUUUUCUUAAAGCACUUAUGAUGUUCUAUAUUUUUUGUAUAAUGUUUAUGUCUUUAAUUCAUAGAAAGCUUCAGUUAGUAUCUGUGUCCUGGCUGUAUGACCCUGUAAAUAUAAUCUUUUCUUUACUUCAAAGUUUGCCUUAAUAAAACAUCAAAUUGGCAUAUAUACAUACUCUCUUGACACAAGACAGUACAGUUCUCCAGCUCCUGUCUAUGAGGACAACUGCAUUAUCUCUAUUUUAUUGUUGUUUUUUUUAGCUCCAACAGAACUGCCACAACUAUAGAAAAGUCUAAUUAAUUUCAUAAGAUAGAUCAAAUGCAUAAUAGUAAUGAAAAUGUUAAACACUAUACUGUGACCUGUAAAUAUUGCAUUUCACUUGAUGAGAAUGUAGUGCGAUCCAGAUUUUUCUCUACAUCCUGUCUUGUGUUGUUAAUACAGAGGCCUUCGGUUACUUUUCAAGCCUGUUGGCAUGUGAUAAAGCUCUCAAGCGCUUCCAUCGAUAAUUGAGGGCCAAAUCUUUGACUAAACACUGCAAUAUGUAAAUGUAUUGUUUUAAAAUGCUGGAAUAAAACCAAGGACCCAACCA
This is a messenger RNA of Clarias gariepinus (North African catfish), 1930 nucleotides long. RefSeq names its product platelet-activating factor acetylhydrolase, isoform Ib, gamma subunit (gene pafah1b3). The record is from RefSeq and is a predicted model, not a curated record. The transcript is spliced from 6 exons. NCBI's taxonomy places the organism in Eukaryota, Metazoa, Chordata, Actinopteri, Siluriformes, Clariidae. Bases 161 to 829 code for a protein of 222 amino acids.